Myripristis murdjan (pinecone soldierfish) is the source of this 3270-nucleotide messenger RNA. It is a transcript of the gene prmt8a, whose product is annotated as protein arginine N-methyltransferase 8-B. Gene Ontology annotation, cellular component: plasma membrane. The transcript is spliced from 9 exons. The record is from RefSeq and is a predicted model, not a curated record. Gene Ontology annotation, molecular function: protein-arginine omega-N monomethyltransferase activity; histone methyltransferase activity; protein-arginine omega-N asymmetric methyltransferase activity. NCBI's taxonomy places the organism in Eukaryota, Metazoa, Chordata, Actinopteri, Holocentriformes, Holocentridae. The coding region runs from base 28 to 1032 and encodes 334 amino acids. Gene Ontology annotation, biological process: peptidyl-arginine methylation, to asymmetrical-dimethyl arginine; chromatin remodeling.
CUCCCCAGCUGUCCUGGGCGGGGGAAGAUGGCCAAGUUUCUCAACCCGGACGAGAUGACGUCUCGGGACUACUACUUCGACUCGUAUGCCCACUUUGGCAUCCAUGAGGAGAUGUUGAAGGACGAAGUGAGGACGCUCACCUACAGGAACUCCAUGUACCACAACAAGCACGUUUUCAAGGACAAAAUCGUGUUGGAUGUGGGGAGUGGGACUGGGAUCCUGUCCAUGUUCGCUGCCAAGGCAGGGGCAAAGCACGUGUAUGGGAUUGAAUGCUCCAGUAUAUCCGAGUACUCAGAGAGGAUCAUCAAGUCUAACCACCUGGACAGUGUCAUCACCAUCUUCAAAGGCAAAGUGGAGGAGGUGGAGCUUCCUGUUGAGAAGGUGGAUAUCAUCAUCUCAGAGUGGAUGGGCUACUGCCUCUUCUACGAAUCCAUGCUCAACACCGUCAUCUUCGCCAGGGACAAGUGGCUGAAACCGGGUGGAUUAAUGUUUCCUGACCGUGCCACUCUGUAUGUGGUGGCCAUCGAGGACAGGCAGUAUAAAGACUUCAAAAUACAUUGGUGGGAGAACGUGUACGGGUUCGACAUGACCUGCAUCCGUAACGUGGCCAUGAAGGAGCCGCUGGUGGACAUAGUGGACCCCAAACAGGUGGUGACCAACUCCUGUCUGGUCAAGGAGGUGGACAUCUACACCGUGAAGACGGAGGACCUGUCAUUCACCUCAGCCUUCUGCCUGCAGAUCCAGAGGAACGACUACAUCCACGCGCUGGUCACCUACUUCAACAUCGAGUUCACAAAGUGUCACAAGAAGACUGGUUUCUCUACCGCUCCUGAUGCUCCAUACACCCACUGGAAGCAGACGGUGUUUUAUCUGGAAGACUACUUGACAGUUCGAAGAGGAGAGGAGAUCGUCGGCAGCAUUGCCAUGAAGCCCAAUGAGAAAAACAUUCGCGACUUGGACUUUACGUUCGAGCUGGAUUUCAAAGGACAACUGUGUGAAGCCGCCAUAUCCCAUGACUACAAGAUGCGCUAAGUUGUGGCUGGGGCUGAAGGUGCCACACGCAGGGCGAACCCCCGAGCACUUAGAGGGAGGCAGAGGCACUCCUCUUGACCACAGACAAAAUGGUGUGAUGACAGAGGGGCAAAUCUGAGGGAACAGACCAGGCCAGAGACAGAUAGAGGGUUGGGACAGAAGACAGGCAGAGGUGGCCCCUCUGACGACAUCAACAUUGUCACCACAGUACAUCUCUGAGGCAAGUUGUUGGGGCUGACUGUUAAACACUUCUGAAUGUAACACUGACAACGUGAAAUCAAGAAUGUUUUGUAGUCUUAAUGAAUGUCGUUGAUUAUUGAUAUAUAUGUGAGAUGGAGUGAUGUGCCAGUUUAAGUUUUCCCCAUUCAUUGGACUUUAGAUAUACGGACAUUUGGCAUUUCGUAAGUUAUACAAUAGAGACCACCAAAUGAAGUGAUUUUGUUUCCGCUGUUUUCGUUGCCAUCUGGGUAGUUAUUAAAUUUGUCACUGUUCAUGUCAUAUUUUGUGUUGUAGGGAAUGAUUAUCAGUGAAGCGAUUUAAUUUGUAGUUGCGUCAGUUCAUUUCCACAAUGGUGGAAAGCCGCAGUAACUGAACAACAAAUCAGCCAAGGAAAAAUCUGUGUAGGUACUGUAUCUGUGUAAUGUGAAAGGUAAUGUGUGUUUGCAAUUUGUCAGUGUACUAGUAGCUUUCUGUGAGUGUGCAGUAGACGGUGUGGAAGCACAGCUUGGACUCCAACGUGUGCCCUGUGCUCUCAGUUUGAGCUGUGAUGUUGACAUGCCAAUUACAUAUCUUUCCCAUUUUAAAUGCCUUGACUCGGUGCCCAAGUGUACCUGAUACUUUUCCGCACUGCUGUAUUUUGCUCAUGUUUCCUAUUGUUCCUUAUACAGAAACUAGCCACCCUUCUUUGUCCUUUUACUAGUUUGAGGUUAGCUAUUAACUUAAUUAAACAGUAGCUAAAAGUCUGAAACUUUUGAAGUCUGUGUCUAGUCUAGUCUAAUCCAUGUCCAGUAACUCUAGCCCUUAAUGCCGCCCAAAUUCCUUGGUAAGCAGGUCUGACGUCUGUGCUCUUUGAACAGCUUUGCUUGUGAGCUUUGGUUAGCCAGUCGCCGGCUCCAUUCACGAUCUAAAAGAGCACUCCAAAGAAGAGUCAAUACAAUCAAGACGACGACCUGCGAAAUCCCCAGUCCCAAUGCCUUGGCUUUAGCCCACAGGAGAUUUUAGCAUGGCUAUGCAGGAUCCUUGGUGAGAUCUGGAGUGUGUGGAAAUCACUGCACACACUCGGUCCAUGGGGACUUAAUGUAGUGUGUUGAAGCUGAUGAAAACAAUGACAAUACUAUCGUUCCACUUCACCUGUGCUCUUACUGAGGUCAUUGCCAAGGGUAUCCCUCCUCCACUGAAGAUGUGAGGAUAUCUGAGAUCUGGGCAAAGACGAUCUAAAAAAAUAAAAGUUUCAAAGACUUUGUGAAGCCUCACAGUGUUCAACUUUCCGAGCAUUUGAAAAGCCUCAAACGUGAAAAUGCACCAUCAAAGGAAAAAUACAUCAAGUGCAUUUAAAGUUUUUCAAAUACUUGAAGCCAUUUAGAAAUACGUCACCUUGCUCAGAUCAUAACCGCCCUCAUCCGCCAUCCCCGACACACUCACACACACUUGCCUCCUCUCCCAUGUCUCCUACACUGCACUGACUCCCUGAUUCAUCUUCUCAGGCCUGAAACCAAAAUGUGCAGGAUGGGGGACUUGGAAGCGAUGGUGGAUUAGAGCAACAUUUUUCAUAAUUUAUAAGGCAUGCAAACAAAUGCUUACAACAAUCGACAAAGUGUGCAGUGUCAAACUAAGUGUGAGCAUAUUGUUUGUCUCUGCCCACUUCUUCUUUGAUCAUGUGUGUUUUACAGAGUGUCAGUUGGUACAAAUAGGCAAUACAAUGCAAAGACUUAUUGCUUAUGAUUAAAAUCAAUCACUAAUAAUAAAACAUGUUAUUUAAUUAGCAGGAAUAAAUGCUUGUGUUGAAAGAAACUUUAUAGUAUCCUUGGCGUCUGGCCAUAGCAUUUCUCAAAGUAUUGCUGAUUAAACAUUUGGCUGCUCUGACCAAACACAAAUCUAGACUGCCAUAUAGAUUGUUAAGAAUGAAAACUGGCAUGUUAAUUCCACAAUGUAUUAUUAUUAUUGUUUAACAUAUCAAAUAUGUUGAUUCACAUGUCAUGUCAACAUAAAAGCUGAAUAAAUGACAAUGCCCAAACUUGA